Molecule: messenger RNA, 618 nt
Organism: Staurois parvus
Lineage: Eukaryota; Metazoa; Chordata; Amphibia; Anura; Ranidae
Source: the annotation of a GenBank genome assembly
UUAUAUUAGUGCAGAACACUGUACCUUUAAUUUAAAUGCCCUUGGAGUCUGCUGGGGAAGAGAAAUAAUACUGUCAGUCAGUAUGACAUGCAGACAUGAGUGCCGUCGAUCUUAGAAUCACCGCACACUUCACUCAUUUGGGCAGUCACGGGGCCAAAACCAGAGUGUGGAGCCACAGUGUGGCGGUGGAGGCAGCAGCAAUGGGAGGCCAUACAGCACCCUGUGACAAAAUGGAACCCACCAGCAGUGUGAGGAGACCUGAAAGUGGCACAUGGCAGAGUGUGGCGAUGGAGACAGCAGCAAUGGGAGGCCGUACAGGGACCCAUGACACACUCUGGACCUGGCAGCAGCAUGAGGAGGCGGUACAGGGGCCCAUGACAGAUUACGGGCCUGGCAGCAGCAUGAGGAGUCGGUACGGGGGCCCAUGGCAGAUUACGGGCCUGGCAGCAGCAAUGGGAGGCCCGUAAUCUGCCAGCACCCUAUGACAAAAUGGAACCCACCAGCAGUCAUGAGGAGGCCGUACAGGGACCCAUGACAGAUUACGGGCCUGGCAGCAGCAUGAGGAGGCGGUACAGGGGCCCAUGACAGAUUACGGGCCUGGCAGCAGCAAUGGGAGGC